This is a messenger RNA of Dentiscutata erythropus, 861 nucleotides long. NCBI's taxonomy places the organism in Eukaryota, Fungi, Glomeromycota, Glomeromycetes, Diversisporales, Gigasporaceae. The record is from the annotation of a GenBank genome assembly.
AUGGCCGAAACCGAGGAUUACUUGCAAAUUACUUCACCAGCCUUAACGGAUUCGCUGAUUGGUGUAUUUCAUGAUAUACGGCAAAAGGCAUUUGGUUUACAUGAAAAUUUUCAGAUUGACUAUUCGUCUGUCCUUCUCUCUGGCCCCUGUGACACACAGGAAAACUAUUCGUUGUCUUGUGUUGAACUAUUCGUUCGUCAUGGCCUUAUGUACUUUUUAGAGAAUGGCUGGAAGUCUUCAAAAGUUACAACAGAAUACUUUCAGCAAUCUGCAAAUCGUUAUCAAACAGAACAACAACUAGAACUUAUUGAAAAUAAGAAAGCUAUUGAGUUGGCAACAAUGGAACGUAUCAAGGUUACCCAAACUCGAAACCACGUGGAAUCGACGAUGGAGGUCCAUUGUCAAAUAACCGAAAAUAUUGUAGAAUUUAGUCAAAAACAAAAUAUGUUCAGUAAAAAUAUCACACUAGAAAGUGAAGAAAAACAAGAUGAUAACAGGAAACGUAGCGGUUAUGACUUGUAUGAGGAGAAAUCCAAAAGGGUAGAAAUUCAAAGUUUAUCAUUACCUCAAACAAAAAUUCGAAGAAGAAUACUUGAAAAUGAAACCCGAACACUAAAUAGUGGACGUAGAGUAGAAGAGGUUAUAUAUGAAUUUGCACGAAAGUUGGAAUUCGCUUAUUUACACUCAUUUAUAGUUAAUGAAAGCGAUGCGCACACAAAACCUCUUUUUUCUAAAGAGGAAUGGAAAGAAAUUAACACCUCAGAAGUUGAAGAUAGGUUAGAACUUGAAUAUUCUCUUAAGGAAUUAUUAAAAAAAUACACAGUUGAUGAUGUUGAAAAACUACGAGAAAUUCUUUUUUGA